Molecule: messenger RNA, 2447 nt
Organism: Populus euphratica (Euphrates poplar)
Lineage: Eukaryota; Viridiplantae; Streptophyta; Magnoliopsida; Malpighiales; Salicaceae
Gene: ULP1D
Product: UB-like protease 1D
Exons: 14
Coding region: 333-2003 (556 amino acids)
Biological process (GO): proteolysis
Molecular function (GO): cysteine-type peptidase activity
Source: RefSeq, a predicted model, not a curated record
AUCAAUAGACUAGUUUAUUUAUUUGCUAUCAGUAAAUGUGUUCCGUAUAAUCGGCAAUCCGGGAUCUUGGCUGUUCAGACUCCAGACGCGAUGAGGUUUAACAACUACAGCCCAAUAGUAUCCAAAUUCCAAUACUCAGCCCAAUUAUUUCAGCCGUAGCAGCAAGCAGCACCACCUCGAGCGACCCUGAGUGGAAGAAUCGCGGCUCUUAUAAUCUAAAGCCAUUCGUCUUAUUUUUUAUUUUAUUACUUCUCCCUCUCCUUCUCUUUCCUAAAUCCUAAAAAAUAAACUCCAAAUUUGUUGUACAAAAAGACAGACUUUUAUUGCAUGGAAUGGGGGAAGAGAAGUCAAAGAAGACACCACUGGACCUGGACUCAAACUGGGACGUGAUCAUGGGCAGAGACGACGGCGAACCACCGCCAUUAGUGAUCGUGAAAAACACGCCACAACUGCAACCACAGCCCACGCUGAGCCAAAGAGAGGACUUUGCUUCAAUCUCCGAUAAGAAGCUGGAGGAACAAAUUGAGAGAAACAAAAUUCAUGUUGUGAAGUUAGGCCGUACAUUGCCUGACAAAGGAGAGAAGCUUCAAUUUACUAUUAAGGCCAUGGAAGAAGAGCUUGAUCAAAGAAAACAUCGUCGCCCUGCCCAAAUGGAUGUUGCUGAAUGUGCGAAGCACAGAAACUCAACAGCUUCAAAUGGGUUUGGACACAAGGAUGCAUCAUCUCAAGUAAAAAAUUCAAAAUCCCAAUUUUCCACUAUUUUUAGUAGAAAGAUGGAAGAAAAUACAGAUUGUAGGGUAGGUAAUGCUUUCGAUAAAGAAUUGACGACCUUGGGUCACUGUAAUCGCCAAAAUAUGAGAAGUAAUGGAAGGUCAUGGAAAAAGAGAAAACAGAACAUACAGUCAUCAUCAAGACAGUUGCCUUUUCAAUGUGCUACCAGCGUCUUUCUUAAUGGAGAAAGACGUGGACCUGCUAAUGGUGAUCAAAAGGGUAAAGCUUCUUCUGCUCAUCUUUUACACCACAACAGCGAAAAUUUCUCCACCAAUUCCUCCAAGAAGAAGGAUGAUUGCCGAGUCCUGCCUUCAAAUGGUUCAAGGCCUAGGAAGGAUCCGACAGUUGUUGUCCUAGACGAAGAUGAACCUCAGCUAGGGACAACAGAGCUAGCAAAAGAAUUGGCUGAACACAUGAAGGAUGCUAAGAUCUCUUAUCCAUCAAGAGAUGAUCCAGCAUCUGUUGAAAUUGCUUACAAGGAUAUGGAUUGCCUCGCCCCUGAAGCUUUUUUGACAUCUCCUAUUAUGAACUUUUACAUCAGAUAUAUACGUCUGCAAGCAUCUCCAGCAAAUAAGGCGACAUGUGAUUAUCACUUUUUUAACACAUUCUUUUACAAGAAGCUGGAACAGGCCAUAUCAUAUAAGGGGAGUGACAAGGAAUCAUUUUUUGUCAAGUUCAGAAGGUGGUGGAAAGGUGUCAAUAUAUUUGAAAAGGCUUACAUACUUAUUCCCAUACACGAUGAUCUUCAUUGGAGCUUGGUGAUUAUAUGUUUCCCGGAUAAGAAAGAUGAAUCAGGACCAAUUAUUCUUCAUUUAGAUUCAUUGGGAUUUCAUCGUAGCAGUACAGUAUUUUCUAACAUUAAAAGUUAUUUGAAAGAAGAAUGGAGGUAUAUGAAUCAAGAAGUUGUUCCUACAGAUUUUCCAAUUCCAGAUAGAAUAUGGAAACAUCUAGAUCGUAGAAUUGAGGACAAAAUCAUUGCGGUGCCCCAGCAGAAAAAUGACUAUGAUUGUGGCCUCUUUGUACUUUUCUUCAUGGAGCGCUUCAUUCAAGAGGCUCCUGAGAGGCUGAAAAAGAGAGAUCUGGCAAUGUUUGGCAAGAAGUGGUUCAGACCUGAAGAAGCCUCUGAUUUAAGAAAGAAAAUCAGGACUAUACUUAUGGAUGAGUUCCAAAAUGCGUUUAAGAGCGGUCAUAUUUCAGAAUCUUCUUCAUCUUCAGGUGGGGAUCCUCCCUAAAUUUGGGGUUCAUAUGAUGCUGUUUUUCAAGAUUGGGUGGUUUAUCCACCCAUGGUUUGCUUUUUGAAUGCUACAUUACGCAUGCAAAAGAUGUUCGUGUAUAGCCGGGGUAAUUUGGUUCAAAGAAAGUGAAAUAGGUAACGUGUCUUGGUUGUUUACCACUGAUCAGUUACCAGUUUGUAUCCCUGUUUAAUUGAUUUACCAAAUGUACAGAAGGAGAAGGGAUUUGAAUGGUGCUGCCUUCUUUUUGAUGGUGGUGCAGUGUCCGCCUAACAUCCUUUGCGGCUCUUUUUGUUUUGUUUGCCUUUUUAGACUUGUAAUUAGUUAAACGCCACUGGAUGCCAAUGCAUUGCCUUGCAUGCAAACAAUAUGAAAUUAGAAAAGAAUACAAUGAUAUGGGCUUUUGAGCUUGAUGGAAAUGCAGGUUUUAGUUUCAAUGCGCAA